Messenger RNA from Nycticebus coucang (slow loris), 660 nucleotides. It is a transcript of the gene CLDN20, whose product is annotated as claudin 20. Gene Ontology annotation, biological process: bicellular tight junction assembly; cell adhesion. Bases 1 to 660 code for a protein of 219 amino acids. The transcript has a single exon. The record is from RefSeq and is a predicted model, not a curated record. Gene Ontology annotation, cellular component: bicellular tight junction; plasma membrane. Lineage: Eukaryota; Metazoa; Chordata; Mammalia; Primates; Lorisidae. Gene Ontology annotation, molecular function: structural molecule activity.
AUGUCCUCGGCGGGUCUCCAGCUCCUAGCUUUCAUCCUGGCCUUGUCUGGGGUCUCUGGGGUGCUCACAGCCACACUGCUGCCCAGCUGGAAGGUGCACGUGGACACGGGUUCCAGCAUCAUCACGGCCAUCGUGCAGGUGCACGGGCUCUGGAUGGACUGCACGUGGUACAGCACCGGGAUGUUCAGCUGCACCUUGAAACGCUCCAUUCUGUCCCUCCCCAUCCACGUGCAGGCUGCGAGGGCCACCAUGGUCCUAGCAUGUGUGCUAUCUGCUUUGGGGAUAUGCACUUCCACAGUGGGAAUGAAAUGCACUCGCUUAGGUGGGGACAGAGAUACCAAGAGCCAUGCUUCCUUUGCUGGAGGGGUCUGUUUCAUGUCUGCAGGAAUCUCCAGCUUGAUCCCAACAGUGUGGUACACAAAGGAGAGCAUAGCAAACUUUGUGGAUCUCACAGUUCCUGAGAGCAACAAACACGAACCCGGAGGAGCCGUCUACAUAGGGUUUGUUUCUGCCCUGCUGCUGUUUAUCUCAGGCAUGAUUUUCUGUACUUCCUGUGCAAAAAAGAGUCCAGAAGCUUGGCCCUACCCAGCUGGGCAGGAGCACAUCUCUCCCACACAGCUAGAGAACAGCGCUGAGUACAACCUGAAGGAUUAUGUGUAA